Syzygium oleosum is the source of this 1550-nucleotide messenger RNA. Its product is annotated as probable xyloglucan galactosyltransferase GT17. Lineage: Eukaryota; Viridiplantae; Streptophyta; Magnoliopsida; Myrtales; Myrtaceae. The transcript has a single exon. Gene Ontology annotation, molecular function: glycosyltransferase activity. The coding region runs from base 49 to 1512 and encodes 487 amino acids. The record is from RefSeq and is a predicted model, not a curated record.
CUCUCUCUCUCUUUCUCUCUCUCUCUCUCUCUUUCUCUGUGUGUGAAGAUGAUGUUGAGGAAGCUGAGACACGCGCUGCCGUGGACGGCGGUCGACAAGCCCAAGUCCUCCAAGCACCACAAGGCUGAUCAGACCUCCUCCAAGCUCAAGCCCGCCCUCUUCCUCUCCUCCUUCUUCGCUCUCUGGUUCCUUCUCCUCUACUUCCGCUUCGAUCUGCUCCGCCCCGACACCGCGAGAAGGCCUCCUGCUGCGACCAACCUCACCCUCGGCGUCGCCGAUGACCCUCCCGACGGCUCCGCCUGCCGCUCCCGCGCCGCCGUCUACGUCCACUCCCUCCCCCCCAGGUUCAACUCCGACCUCCUCCUCCGCUGCCGCUCCCUCAACAUGUACACCGACAUGUGCCCCCACGUCUCCAACCGCGGCCUCGGCCGCCCCAUCCCCUCCGUCGCCGGCAUUGGCGGUGGUGGAGGAGGCAGCUGGUUCGCCACCAACCAGUUCAUCGCCGAGAUGAUCUUCCACGCGCGCCUCGAGAACCACCCGUGCCGCGUCCGCGACCCCGCCCUCGCCAACCUCUUCUACGUCCCCUUCUACGCUGGCCUCCACGUGUCCAGCAUGUUCCGCGAGCGCAGCCUCCCGGCCCGCGACGCCCUCGCCGUGGACCUCGCCGAGCACGUGCAGUCCCUCCCCACAUGGCAGCGGCGCGGCGGGCAUGACCACUUCCUCGUCCUCGGCCGGACUGCAUGGGACUUCCUCCGGCUCUCGAACCGGGGCCCCGACUUCGGGGCGAACUCGCUCCUGGACCUCCCGGCCGUCAGGAACAUGUCGGUCCUGACCGUCGAGAGGCAGCCCUGGACCGGGUCCAACCAGCAUGGUAUCCCGUACCCGUCCUACUUCCAUCCCGCCACAUCAGCAGAGAUGCUGGCGUGGCAUAAGCACGUCAGCGAGUCCGAUCGGCCGCACCUGUUCUCCUUCAUCGGCGGACCGCGGAGGGGCCCGGGCAUGGCGGCAAUAAGGGACGAGCUCAUCCGUCAGUGCAACGAGUCGGCCCGGUGCGAGCUCGUGGUUUGCAAGCCGGCGUCCCCCGCCGCAUGCCACGACCCGGGCCGGGUGCUCAGCAUCAUGGCGGCGUCGCGGUUCUGCCUGCAGGCACCGGGGGACUCGUUCACGCGGCGGUCCGUGUUCGACGCGGUGCUCGCGGGGUGUGUGCCCGUGUUCUUCUCGCCGCACACGGCGUACACGCAGUACAGGUGGUACCUCCCGGCGGAGCCGAGGGAGUACUCGGUGUUCGUCGACGCCGGAGAGGGAGAGGAGCCGCUGGAGGUGGAGAUAGAGAAGGUGCUCGCGGAGAUCCCGCCGGAGGAGGUGGAGAGGAUGCGGCGGAGGGUGGUCGAGCUGAUACCGAGAAUCACGUACGCGCAUCCGAACGCGACGGCGUUGGGGUUUCGGGACGCGGUCGACGUCGCGGUCGACGCCUUGCUCGAGCACAUGGGGUCCAAGUUAGAGAAGACCUAAAUUUAAUUUAUCAAUAAUUCUUUCCUUUUGUGAAAAGA